AUGGAACCGCCUGCACCAAACGAUGACGAAACUCUCCCUGAUGCUCCUGCAGAGGCAAAUGGAGUCAAAUUGGAGGACAUGUUCGAUGAUGACGAGGACGAGGAGUUCCCUGCAUCGAGCGCGCGGGAUGUCAAGAUGGAGAGUUCUCCAGCGCCUGCACCGGAACCUGUACCAGCUCCAGUCCAAUCUGGUGUGGAUUCGGAUGUCAUGCUCGCCUUUUACCAGCGCCUCUUCCCAUUCCGCUAUCUUUUCCAAUGGCUGAACCACGGAAUUGUGCCUACACGAGAAUUUGGCAAUCGCGAAUUCGCCCUGACACUCCAAAAUGACGCUUACCUUCGUUACCAAUCUUACCCCACUGCAGACUUGUGA
Messenger RNA from Penicillium longicatenatum, 369 nucleotides. RefSeq names its product DNA primase small subunit. Gene Ontology annotation, cellular component: alpha DNA polymerase:primase complex. Gene Ontology annotation, biological process: DNA replication, synthesis of primer. The coding region runs from base 1 to 369 and encodes 122 amino acids. Lineage: Eukaryota; Fungi; Ascomycota; Eurotiomycetes; Eurotiales; Aspergillaceae. The transcript is spliced from 2 exons. The record is from RefSeq and is a predicted model, not a curated record.